UCCGUUGUCAAGGCGGCCUCAUUGAAACGUUUGUCAUUAAAUAAGAUAUGACCUGUGCUGGUCAAUGUAGGAAUGUUCAUACUUCGCUUCGAAGAAAAUGUCAGUGGUGACUGUCCAAUUGGGUCAGUGCGGCAACCAGGUGGGUCUGGAUUUGUUUGACACCCUCUACAAUGACGCUCAGGCGGGCCAGAAGAAAUCAUAUGCUACUGCCAGCUAUGAACGCUUCUUCCACCAAACUAAAGAUGGAGAUCUUGUUGCCAGGGCAGUGCUGAUUGACAUGGAGCCAAAAGUUAUCAAACAGAAUUUUAGUAAAACUGCCAAAUCCGGCGUAUGGAAAUAUGACAGUGCAUCGAGUUUCAGUCAAAGCCAGGGGAGUGGCAACAACUGGGCAAAUGGGUUCUGCAUCCAUGGCCCCCGACACAGAGAAGUGAUGGAAGACCUCAUUAGACGAGAGGUAGAACGCUGUGACAAACUGACUGGAUUCAUGGCCAUGAUGAGUGUGGCAGGUGGGACUGGCUCUGGAGUGGGCACCUACGUCACUCAGUGUUUGCGGGACGUCUACCCCAAAUCUUUCAUUGUCAAUCACCUCAUCUGGCCGUACGAAACUGGCGAGGUGACUGUCCAGGACUACAACUCAGUGCUGACGCUGGGUCACAUCUACCAGCUGUCAGAUGGCAUCCUGGUUCAUGAGAACGAUAUGGUAAACAAGAUCUGCAGUCAGCUGCUUCAUAUAAGCGACAUCUCCAUUGCCGAUUUAAACAAGGUGAUCGCGCAUCAGCUGGGCGCCAUCUUUCAGCCAGUGUUCACUGCUGACUCAGAUGGACACUACAGCAGGAAUUUUCUGGGAGAAUUUGUGAGUGCCCUCGCAUGCCACCCUGAGUACAAGCUGCUCAGCAUGAGCACUGUACCUCAGAUGCCGAGUUCUUACAUUCCAUACACCACCUUCGAAUGGCCUUCUCUGAUCAAGCACCUGCGACGGAUGCUCAUCUCCAACACCAGGAUGGAGGAAGUCACAGGUAGUACACAGAGUCUGACUGGAUCUAAUCUCAACACCUCCUUGGCCAAUCUGCUCAUACUGAGAGGCAAAGAUGUAUUCACCGCCAACACAGGGGACUUCAGCGAAACAUCACUUUACACCUCAUGGCAAUCACCAAAGGACGCUUUCAACGUGUGGAAAUGUCCUGUCCCAUUCAGGAAGUACGAAAAAAUGGCUAUGCUGGUUAGCAACAGUCAAGCUUUGAUUGAACCAUUGGACAAUACAUUGAGGAAAGCUUGGAGUAUGUUCGCUGCAAGGGCUUAUGUCUAUCAGUACACAAGGUUUGGGAUGUCAGAAGAGGAUUUACUUGAAAGCUUCACAUUUGCAGAGCAAAUAGUGUCCAGCUACAGUCAACUGGGCUGUAAGGGAUAAAACUGACAGCGGUCUUAUACCUUAAGAACUCUAAACAUGAUCAAUAGAUGCUUGCUGCCAAAUACUGCCCUUGACCAGUUAUUCCAUGACUUUUUUUGUUAAACUAUUUUUGGAUCAUACAAUGUACAUUGUAAAGGAACAGCACUACACAUGUAAUAAUUUUCAUUAAUUUAUUCACUAACUCCAUACGAUGCCAUUUUUAAAGAACAGGUUGGAUUAAAAACAGUCCACCAAUCCAAGUGCAGAUUUUGUACACUUCCACAUGAGCAAAGGUUAGGUUGUUGACCCACAACUUCAGUGAGCUUACAGACCACUGUUGCCAUGUAAGACUGAACAGCCAACACCAGUCUGAUAAGCUAUCUGAAGAGGUGGAAAAGAGGAUCCAGAUGCACACUGCUAGGCUGAAACAAAAACCACAUUGAAUAGAAUCGGAUGCCAACAUGGAAUCAUUCAGUACGUACCAAUAACCCAAAUCUGAAUGGUUGUGGCAAGUUGUUCACUUACCUGGAAGACGUCAUUUCUUAGAAUGAGCUAUACAGCACAGCAAGAAAACCAAUGACUCACACUUGGAUACAAGUGUCCUCAUUAACGUGUUUAUAUAUGAUCCAAUCCAAGAUCCAAUCUCUCAGUACAGAAUUAGAAAUGGGACUACUUGCCUUAAGGUACAGUGUCACUACAAAUGAUGUCACUUAUUGUUGGAAUUUAUAUGACUCCUGUCCACAAACUGUCAGAAUAGAAAUACAUCAAUGCAUAAUGUCCAUGAUAGGAUACCUACACAAUGUGCAAACCAUCUACAACACAUUUUACAUUAAUAUUGCUUUUUCCUUUUUGUGUGUGUGGAACGUAAUUGACAAGUCCAGGUGCAAAUAAUUUCGAACAGAUCAAAACCAUGAAAAUAUCCCAACCCUGAAAAGAGAGCAUCUAGAGGCAGUUAUCCAGACGUUACACUGUAAAAACAAAUCAAAAUCCAUUCAAACAUUGUUAGAAAAUUAAAUAAACAUUUUCGAGGGAAAUCGCGGCAUUCCCAUCUUUGCAUAAGGCAUCGCGUCUGACAGGCAGUGCCCACGCACAGAAGACAUCACUGAACUCCGCUGCAUCACUCGCGAGGUCAAAGUAAUGGAAUCAUCGGAACAUAAGACAAUUAAUUGCCAGGAUAACCAGGCGCUUUGCACACACUGAGAAUUUAGGACGAACUACAAAAAUUGUGGACAAUGGAGACAUACGUUUAAAAGCGGACACCCACAUACCAAGGACAGUCUGCUUUGGAACGCAUAGCCUCUGAGCGUGGAGGGUGAGGUUUGUCGGCAAGUCAUGAGUGGACACAGGCUAAGCUGCAGCAACAGCUGCUGCAGAUGCGUAGUCACUUCGAGGAUGUUAGUACUGCUUGGCCUGUCAUCACUUGGUCUUCUCAACCAAGUGCUUUUGCUGCUGAAGCCGCUUGGCAUAACUCUGAGCCAUCGAGUUGACAAUGGAGAUGACAAAGUAGCAGACCAUGACCAGCACCAGCUUCUCGAACAGCCAGGAUAGCCAGUUCUCAUCCUGGAAAGCCAGUGAGUUUUUUUUGCCAAUCAGCUUGCAACAAAUUGAAGAGUUGAAAUAACUAUAUCAGUAUAUACAUAUGUGUCAAAAUAGAAGGCAAAGUUUGCCUAACUGCACACUACAGACAAUCCUUAUGGAGAGAAUUUCCUAUGCAUAUUGUGCCUAAUUAGUUUUUGUGUUUAAAACACACUAAAGUUUUUAAACUUUAUGUUAAAAAUAGUUAUUGCAUGGCGGGAGUAACUAAAAUCGUUUUUAUCAUAUGUACUGAUAUAUAUAUGGCGGAAAACACUCAGGUGACUUAAAGUUCCGGUGUGAGACCCCUAAUUCAGCCAACUUUCAAAAGUGUCCGAUAUGCAUGUGAUACAUCAUUGGAAAGCUUAAAAUCUCAAUUUUCUGGGGGAAUAAAAAUGUUUCUUAAACAGCAAAACUCCAUCUGGAGGCGAGAGCAGAAUUACAGACGCAAUGACUUUAACGAGAUAUUAUCGAGUGCUUACCUUGUUUCGAUCCAAGAAAUCCAGGUAGCAUAUAUCACUGAGUGUCAAGACACAGCUGUGAAUGGCCACAGCUGGAUUUUUGGGGGAUUUUAUGGGUGAAACAUAGUAACAUAACAAGGGUUGCGAUGCAGAAAUCGCAGACAUCAAGCAGUGGUCGAGAGUUUCUUUUUCAUAUAUUUACCUUUUUAAACGUUUUUUUCAAAUUUUU
Molecule: messenger RNA, 3649 nt
Organism: Corythoichthys intestinalis (scribbled pipefish)
Lineage: Eukaryota; Metazoa; Chordata; Actinopteri; Syngnathiformes; Syngnathidae
Gene: tubd1
Product: tubulin, delta 1
Exons: 8
Coding region: 98-1408 (436 amino acids)
Biological process (GO): mitotic cell cycle; microtubule cytoskeleton organization
Cellular component (GO): microtubule; cytoplasm
Molecular function (GO): structural constituent of cytoskeleton; GTP binding
Source: RefSeq, a predicted model, not a curated record